Cercospora beticola is the source of this 1176-nucleotide messenger RNA. RefSeq lists its product as uncharacterized. Lineage: Eukaryota; Fungi; Ascomycota; Dothideomycetes; Mycosphaerellales; Mycosphaerellaceae. The record is from RefSeq and is a predicted model, not a curated record.
AUGUGUGCUGUGGGCGAGAAGCUCGAGCGUCGUCGUUGGCUGUUCGACAAAGUCUUACCUGGUAAGUCUCGUGGCGGCGCUGGAAUAAGUCAAUCGCCGGCCUUGCUUAGCAAUUUGCUCCGUUUCCAACUGUCGAAUUCUCAAGCUCUCUGCUUUUUGAGACAAAUCAACCAUUACAUCCAGUCCUCGCCGACCUCAGCGCAACGAUACGAGAUGGACGAGGCUCAAGGCGCAAAUAACGGUCCAAUGGACCGUCACGACAACACCCGCGUCCCAAAGCCCUACCUCCAACGCCUCCCGGCAGAGAUCAUCGCCCAAAUCGCAACAGAGGUGCACCGCUCGGUCUACGCAGAGGUAGUCUGGAGAGAUCCAGGGAAUGAGAAAGCGGGCUUUAGCCUUCUUGAGAAGAAACGCUUGGAUCUGCUCAGUCUGCGAAGAACAUGCCGGCACAUUCGCCGGUCCAGUCAAGACGUGUUCGACCAGGCUUUCUUAAGGAUCGCGAAGGUUCCACUCAGCGCUGUCGAGAUCGAUCGAGUGUUGAGCGUGUUUGGUCCUGUUAGAGCUCUGGACAAGAUCAUCGCCGUCGAGCUCAUCCCUCAGGCUACGCUACACGAGGAUAAGCGAGUUUUGCACAACAAACUCCAAGCUUUCAUCGCCAGCACCACUUCCAUCAAGGGUUUGAAGGUCUACAGGCCUUUCCGCGACCUUGGGAACUGCCCUGUCGUGACUCCCGAAGUCUCGGGUCUACUCCAAGGAGUGACAAGCAUACCAGCGCGUCUCACCAGCCUGUAUCUGGCCUAUUGUGCAUUCGAUGAGGAAGCAGAUGUCAACAUCUUGCUAGGGAGCUGCGCUGCUACCCUGAACUUCCUUCGUCUGACCACUGUGCGGCUUGAGAAUGGUACCUGGGAAGAAACCCUGGCCAACCUCCGCGAUUACACUGCGCUGUACACUCUCGAACUUUCAGAGUUGCAACAGUUCCAUCACAGAGAAACAGGACGUCUGACCUAUUUCGAGCGCGGUAGAAGCAUUGCAGCAACGGGAGAGCUUGAGACUUAUGGGAUUGCCGGAUCUUGCGCUUCCGCCAAGGGAAAGGGUGCAGCCCGAUUUGUUCUGAACAGAAUGCUGGGUCGUGCGAACAGUCCCCUGUACGAUCCGAACAUAGUGGAAAGGCUCUGA